Chenopodium quinoa (quinoa) is the source of this 1265-nucleotide messenger RNA. Its product is annotated as ribosomal RNA processing protein 36 homolog. Lineage: Eukaryota; Viridiplantae; Streptophyta; Magnoliopsida; Caryophyllales; Amaranthaceae. Gene Ontology annotation, biological process: maturation of SSU-rRNA from tricistronic rRNA transcript (SSU-rRNA, 5.8S rRNA, LSU-rRNA). The coding region runs from base 147 to 830 and encodes 227 amino acids. The transcript is spliced from 9 exons. The record is from RefSeq and is a predicted model, not a curated record. Gene Ontology annotation, cellular component: nucleolus; 90S preribosome.
UAACUGACGGGUCAUAAGGGAUCCAUAGAAUUGGUCUCUCUGAGAUUAGUGAGAUAUCCAGCGCACUCAACGUUCUCCAUUGAAGCGCAGUUGGCGUGAAUCUAAUUCUUGUAUCCCCCAUUGAAGCAACUUCUGAGGAUUUAACUAUGAAAUCAGAGCUGCCCUGCCUGAGGGACGGGCCUGAAGCUGAAAUAGAGAAUGAACUUGCUGAUGUGCCUUUUGGAGAGUUGCAGAGGGCCCUUUCCGAUGGUACCCUUUGUUUGCACAGAAAACGCGAAACCGAGAACAAGGCUAAGCGAGCUAACAAAAACAUGCCAAUGGAAGUGAGUAGCAAAAAGCCGGUUAGUAGAUUCAGAGAAGUGAUUCAAGUGCCUAAGAAGGUAGUACGUGAUCCACGAUUUGAAUCUCUUUGUGGCAAUCUUGAUGAAGAGGGGUUCAAGAAGAGAUAUAAUUUCAUCUAUGAAGAGAACCUUCCCGCUGAAAAGCAAGAAUUAAAGAAACUGCUGGAGUCAUCUAAAGACCCUGAAAAAAUUACAGAAUUAAAAAGUCGCAUUGCCUUGAUUGACAAACAUAUGAAGUCUGACUCUACAAAACUCAGGAGAAACCAAAUUCUUUCUGAACACAAAAAGAAGGCAAGGGAAGCAGCAAAGCAAGGAAAGCGUCCCUAUUUUGCAAAGAAAUCUGAUAUCCGAGAUCGGAUUAACAUGGAGAAGUUCAAAGAUCUGAAGGAAAAAGGUAAGCUGGAUUCUUUUAUGGAAAAGAAGAGGAGGAGAAACGCUGCAAAGGACCAUAAGUUCAUGCCUUACAGGAAGUCUAACAAUAAUGAGUAACAACACAGCUCUCUUCCGAUUCUUGACAAGCAGCCUCUCCUUCAUUUUCCAUCUCAUGGUGCAUACAACCUAGUUCUAUUUAAUCCGUGCACUUUGACUAUGUCCGACUUGUUAGAAGUACCUGACACAGACAAGGAAAUCAUUCCCAUAAUGCUCUGUUAUAUUUUAAGGAUGAGGUGACUGGGAUACAUGCUGAGCAAGGGUAUGAAAAGGUAACUGGAGAGUUAAUGACUUAUCUGUAGUGUUCCUCAGCUCUAUAUUUUUGGACUUCACUGUCAGUCUAGCAUCUUUUUCAUGUACUAAUAUGACAAAUGCAUUUUAGCUUUUCUGUCAUUUCAUCAUUUGUACCUCUGGAAAUGUAUCGCACUUGUUUCAAGUUGAUGAAAAUGCUGUGCAACUAUGAAUUUUAUUUAAAAGUAUGGUUCUAUUUUCUAA